Messenger RNA from Ogataea angusta, 915 nucleotides. RefSeq lists its product as uncharacterized. NCBI's taxonomy places the organism in Eukaryota, Fungi, Ascomycota, Pichiomycetes, Pichiales, Pichiaceae. The coding region runs from base 1 to 915 and encodes 304 amino acids. Gene Ontology annotation, molecular function: phosphatidate phosphatase activity. The record is from RefSeq and is a predicted model, not a curated record. The transcript has a single exon. Gene Ontology annotation, biological process: phospholipid metabolic process.
AUGUCUCUUUAUACCUGGAGUCUUGAUCGCGAGACGCUGGGUCUCGGGUGGCUGCCGUUUCACUCGACGAUGGUCCACUGGAGGUUCUCGGACGCCGUGUAUGUGGUGCUGGUGAUUCUGCUGGACGGGCUGAUUUUUGAGCGGAUUGAGCCGUACCAGAGACAGUUCACCGUGAACGACCUAACGAUCAGUCAUCCGUUCGCGCCAGUCGAGCGUGUGAGCGCCGAGAUGCUGCUGUGGAUAGUCACUGUUGUUCCUCCGCUCGUUAUCAUUUUUUGCGUUCUGCUGCUCACCCCUAAACAGCACAAGUUCUAUGUUCUCUAUGUGAGCAUACUAGGACACUUUGUUGCUCUUGGAACGUGCGUCUUUGUCACAGACGUGUUCAAGAACUGGAUUGGCCGGUGUCGGCCCGACUUCCUCGACAGAUGCCAGCCAGACCCGAAAGCAGUCAAGGAUACGCUCUACUACGCAAAGGAGAUCUGCACCACCAAACACAGGAAAAAGCUCCUGGAUGGCUUCCGCACCACGCCGUCGGGCCACUCCAGCAUGAGCUUUUCUGCCCUGGGCUACACCUCGCUCUGGCUCCUGGGCCAGCUGCAGGCUACCAGAUCCGAGGUGGGGGCAUGGCGGUCCGUCGUGGCGAUGCUGCCCACGUUGUAUGCCUUCUACGUGGCUAUGUCGCGCACACAGGACUACCGCCACCACUUUGUCGACGUGCUGCUCGGCUCUGUGCUCGGGUUUCUGCUGGCCUGGUGGUCCUAUAGAAGAGUCUUCCCGGCCGUGACCAGUCCCAAAAGCCACCUGCCCCACGCGCUGGCAGAUUCCGAGCACAGCUACGCCAGACUCGGCGACGAGACCUACCCGCUCACGUCCCACCCGGACGACGCCAACUCUGAGAUCCGCUCCGCUGUGUAA